Messenger RNA from Cheilinus undulatus (humphead wrasse), 1737 nucleotides. RefSeq names its product trace amine-associated receptor 1-like. Gene Ontology annotation, molecular function: trace-amine receptor activity. The record is from RefSeq and is a predicted model, not a curated record. Bases 1 to 1737 code for a protein of 578 amino acids. Gene Ontology annotation, cellular component: membrane. Gene Ontology annotation, biological process: G protein-coupled receptor signaling pathway. NCBI's taxonomy places the organism in Eukaryota, Metazoa, Chordata, Actinopteri, Labriformes, Labridae. The transcript is spliced from 3 exons.
AUGCCUGAAGAUGGUGUUGGUUAUAGACAUUCCAUGAUUAGCACAAAUGUCCAGCAACAGAAAACCACACGGGUUCAGAUCAGGGGGGCCAUUGCUCCCAAUCACCCCCUUCCAGGUCUCACUGUCAUUGCCCAUGUGAGCAUUGAAGUCUCCCAGCAGGACGAGGGAGUCCCCAGAAGAAGCGCUCUCCAGCACCCCCUCCAGCGGCUCCAAAAAGGGUGGGUACUCUGUGCUUCCGUUUGGUGGAUCCGCAAAAACGACAGUCAGGACCUGUCCCCCCACCCGAAGGCAGAGAGAGGCUACCCUCUCAUCCACCAGGGUAAACCCCAAUUUACAGAUGAGAGGUGCCGCGCAAGUGUGGGCAUACUGAUUGCCGACAGCCUGGGGCAAUCAGUAUGCCAACACCUGCUCGGCACCUCUCACCAAGGGCAACUCCAGAGUGGAAAAGAGCCCAACCCCUCUCAAGAGGAUUGGUUCCAGAGCCCAAACUGUGCAACUAGCCAGCUUCUGCAGCCCAGGAUCAGACCCUCAAGGUCCCUGCCUCCAGCUGCCACCCAGUUCACACUACACCUGACUUCCAUGGCCCCUCCUACGGGUGGUGAGUCCAUGGGAGGGGGGCCCAUGUGGGUCUUCAGGCUGUGCCUGGCCAGGCCCCAUGGGCACAGGCCCGGCCACCAGGCGCUCGCCAACGAGCCCAACUCCCAGGCCCAGGGGUACGGUGAGGACUUUCCAAACAUGGGACCAGGUUUCUCCAACAACAGGACUGUGAUAGUUGUGGACAACCAUCCCUGCUAUGAAAUCUCUGAUUUCAGCUACAUCCUGACAAAAAGGCCAUCCAUAAUCUGUGUGCUGUUAUAUCUGUUCCUGUUUUUGUUGUCUUUAGUCACAGUGUGUGGAAACCUUCUUGUCAUGAUCUCCAUCAUGUACUUCACUCAGCUGCACUCUCCUACUAACUAUCUGAUCCUCUCUCUGGCUGUGGCCGACCUUCUUGUAGGGGUGCUGGUUUUUCCUCUCAGCAUGGCGUUUUCUCUCAGCUCCUGUCUCUAUCAGGAGGAUUUAUUUUGUAAAGUCCGCAACAGUUUAGAUGUGUCUCUCAGCACGUGCUCUAUUCUGAACCUCUGUUGUAUUUCCAUUGAUAGAUAUUAUGCAGUGUGUCAGCCCCUGACCUAUAAAGCUAAAAUCAACCAUCAUGUUGCUGUGGUCAUGAUCCUGAUCAGCUGGGGGGGUUCAGCUCUCAUCGGGAUCGGGGUCUUCUUUGCAGCACUUCACAGCACAUGUGUAGACAGCUGUUUUCUAGACUCGCUUAUGGUGAACACAGUUGGACCUGUCUUUUCAUUUUACCUCCCAGUGAUAAUAAUGCUCUGUAUCUACAUGAAGAUUUUCCUGGUGGCGCUGAAACAGGCUCACAGAAUCCAGAACAAAACAUGUCAGAGCACCAAGUCUGGAGCCACGGUCAGUAAGAGUGAGAGAAAGGCCAGCAAGACUUUAGCCAUAGUUUUAGGAGUUUUCCUCCUGUGUUGGACUCCUUUCUUCCUCUGCAUCACCUUUUCUCCUUUCAGCCAGAAUCCAGCUCCAGUUCCUGUGGUUGAAACUCUGACCUGGCUAGCUCUUGUCAACUCAAUGUUCAAUCCUUUCAUCUAUGCUUUCUUUUACAGCUGGUUCAGGUCGGCCUUUAUGAUGAUUGUUACUGGGAAAAUAUUUCAGGGUGAUUUAACAAACACCAAACUGCUGAGAUAG